GGAGUUCAUCAUCAUGGAAUGAACGGCGCAUCAAAAUCUGUUUAGUUUCCAACGACAGUAAAUUUGCUAGUGGAUCUUCACUUUCUGUGAGAUUAACUGUGCCUGAUGCUAUGGAACUUUUGGUUCGAUUGGUCCUAAGUCUAGCUGUAGUAAAUGAUGAACAACUUCAUUCUGAGCAUCCAUCUUCUAUUACAUCUCAAAAAAUGUCUGAUAAUAUUGAAAAUUACUUUUAUCGCAAUAGCAAUAAACCACACCAUGAAUUAUAUCUCAGAAUUGUUUCCGAAU
Messenger RNA from Entrophospora sp. SA101, 285 nucleotides. NCBI's taxonomy places the organism in Eukaryota, Fungi, Glomeromycota, Glomeromycetes, Entrophosporales, Entrophosporaceae. The record is from the annotation of a GenBank genome assembly.